Molecule: messenger RNA, 2019 nt
Organism: Melampsora larici-populina 98AG31
Lineage: Eukaryota; Fungi; Basidiomycota; Pucciniomycetes; Pucciniales; Melampsoraceae
Exons: 2
Coding region: 1-2019 (672 amino acids)
Source: RefSeq, a predicted model, not a curated record
AUGUAUUCAGCGAAAAAGUCUCAUCCCGCUCCUGUUGGGAAUUCUCCUUGCAAACUCUCGCCAUAUAAGAAGGGUGGUGCUGCUUCUGAUCGUGUUGCUGAUGAUAUGGACAGUCGAACUCCAAGCUCUAAGCCAAUCUCAGCAAACCAAUCGCGAUUUCUUGAAAUAGAUUCCAAUGCCAAACCAGUUCCUCAACUCAAUCCUCCUCAAACCAAAACUCGAGACCAAGUUAUCAAACCCAUCACAAGAAAACCACCACCAGUUUGUAAUCCUAAGAUCUCAGAUUCAUUAUUCGGUCUUAACCGUCAUACCACGACUUCUCAACAAACCACUUCAUGUCCAUCUCCGAUUAUUUCAGAUCAACCAAACCUUUCUCAUAAAUCCAUCAAACAUAAACCUUCAACUAGUUCUUUAAAGAAACAUAACCCAUUUAAUCUUAAUGCAAAAGAAGCAUUCGACAGAUUCAUUAAAUCAGCUAAACGGAAUCUAACACUUGAUUCCUCAUCAUCUAAACCCAAUCAUCCAUCUAACAAGUCAAAAUUAAAAUCAAGACCGACUGUAACUAAUAAACUAAUGAUUUCAUAUCCAAAAAGAAUUCAUACACCAGAUUUUGAUUUUAUUAAGACACCUAGAUAUGAGAUUCAAGAAAUCAAACCAAAAGUAGAAUUAAGAAGAUGUUCAAGUACAACCUCAACUACUUUAAAUUCCAAACUUAAACCGUAUCUUUUACAUCGACAGAAUCCCACUACAACUAGUCCUACUCCAGCCAUUAAAAGAUCUCAAACUUGUGGAAGACGUGUUUUGAAUUUAAAUCAUUUCUCACCAUCCAAUUGUAAAUCUAAACUAGAAAUCGUUGAUCCAAUCACUCAUCCUAAUCCUUUUCCAAAACUCGGAUCUAUUCCUGAAAACGAAGUGAUUCCUAAACAUACUUCUUUUCCUACUGAAACCCAAAAAAGUCAAGACGAGUUAACUUUGUGUGGUACAGAUCCCAAGAGUUAUGACCCCAAGCUUUCAAGUGAACUUCAAGAACAACAAGACCGAGAGUAUUCUGCUCAACUUUCUCCACCGAUUGAAGAGAUUGGAUUAGCUAUGCUUCCAGAAGACAAUACAGAAAAAGAUUUACCUUCAAGACGUUCAAUUCAAGUUCAAGACUCCGAUGAAAAGUUUAGUCGUAGAAACUCGAUGAAAAAAGAUGCAAGGAAUGAUGCUUCAGAAGGUCUUCAGAAGGUUUCAUCCAGUUGGAAAGCAUUCCAUGAUUCUAAUUCUAUCAAAGAUAGUCCUAAUCCACUUUCGAUCCCAUUACCUAGCACACCACCAUCAAGGUUUUCGAUGCUAGAAUCUGCGAUCCAUUCCUUAAGUCCUACUACAAAGCAUCCAUCCAAAACGUACUUCAAAACGAAAAUCAUUGAGAAAUCUACUUACACACCUCAUUCUCGUUCCCCAUUUCUUAAAAAACAUACGACCAAUCUAUUUGAUCAUUCUAAACAUGAAGAUGAAUUGAAGAAGAAGAACGGGUCGGGUUCAAAUGGUGCAAGGGAUUCAGGUGGUUCUAAUUACUCUCAAACUUCUGCAUCGGUUCAUCAUGAAGAUACCAUUCAAGAAGAUAUCUCACUUACUCUUAUGGGUUGUGGGUCUUCUUAUACACCUUAUAAUCUUCAAAGGUUUUAUUCUAAUAUGUCGUCGAACCAUUGUCAUCCUACAACUCAUUUUAAUUCUCCUGCUUUGGGUUCUGAUCAUGAGAAGGAAUUGAAUCGAUCUGAGGUUGAAGAGAAAGGAAAAUUAAAUCAAGAUGGAGAAAAAGAAAGUAAAGUAGAUGUUCAAAUUAAAGAAGAAGUUCGAAUUGAAAAAGAAAAAGAAACUCAAAAAGAAAUCGAAAUUGAAAAUCUUAAAAGUAAAAGUAGUAAAAAGAAAUCUUUCAAUAGGUUAUCGAAUUUAUUAAGUUUAGAAAAAAGUGAAAUCGAUUAUAAAUCUGAUUGGUACUUUGAUUUAAUCAAAUCUUUAUCUAAAGUUAAAGUUUAA